CUAAGAGAUUCGAAGCAUAACUCUUGUUGUUGUUGUUCCGAAGAUGCAACCAAAAACAGAGUUCGUGAAGUUCUUGGGAAAAGGUUCAUACGGAUCAGUCGAUCUCGUCAAGUACAUCAAACGCAACGACAGCUCUUUGCCGCUAUACGCCGCUGUGAAAACCGCCGAAUGUGAAGACUACGACUCUCUCCAAAGAGAAAUUCAGAUUCUAUCCAAACUCAAAGGAUGUCAAAGAAUCGUGCAAUGCUAUGGGAAUUAUACUUUAGAAGAGGAUUUCGAUGUCAGCGGAUUCCGAGUCUACAAGAUUGUUAUGGAGUACGCAGCGGCAGGGAAUUUAACCACUUUCAUGGACAGUUACAAAGAUAGAAAGUUACCGGAAACGAUGAUCAAAGACUUCACUCGUAUGAUUCUUCAAGGAUUGGUCUCUGUUCAUAGCCUCGGUUAUGUUCAUUGCGAUCUAAAACCCGAUAAUCUACUUGUAUUUCCGUGUAGACAGUCUUACGAAUUGAAGAUUUCAGAUUUCGGUUCUUCGAGAAAAGUAGGAGAAUAUUCGGAUUGCUGGGAAGUUGAUUUACCGUUUGUGGGAACGCCUAUUUACAUGUCGCCAGAAUCAGUCCACAACGGUGUGGCUGAGAAAACCCUAGAUUUGUGGUCGUUAGGGUGCAUAGUACUGGAGAUGUAUACCGGUGUGAGUCCAUGGUCGGAGGUAGAAUUUGAGGAUCUUGCGCCUAUUCUAUUGAAAGGUAAAGCGCCGGAGAUUCCAGAGAGUGUACCGUGUGAUGCAAGGAAGUUUCUAGAAACGUGUUUUGCAAGGAACCCUAAGGAGAGAGGAAGUGCUUCGGAUUUAUUGUUUCAUUGGUUCUUGCGUGGUGAAGUGAUAUCCGGCUUCUCGCUGCCGCCAUUGAAGUUGAAGAUUAAACUAGCACCGGAGAAACCGACGAAUUUUUCGAAGAAGCCCUUGAAGUUAAAGAUUAUUCCACCAAAGCCCCCACAGUUUAAGAAAGUUGAGAUCAAGCCCUUGAAAGUGAAGAUUAUGCCUCUGAAGCCUCCAGCUUCUAGUUUCGUUUCUGUUCAAUAGUGUGUUGAAAAUUCAUCUCUGUUACUUAGUUUAGAAUUGUAGAUCAAGUUACAUGUUGAUACCAAAGUGUAGAUCUCAAUUCACAAUGUGGGUUACACCAUUAACUAUGAGUCUAUGAAAUACAGUUUUGCUUAAAUAACUUCGUCGCGUACACUCAUAUAUGCAGAGAGGCUCAUUCCUUUAUUAAAACCAAAAACCAUUCUCACUUCUCUAUGCUUUGCCUAUCAUCAACCCUUCUUUGUCUGCAACAAAGUUUAGGUCUCUCUAUUUGGGACAUUGGGAUAAUUAAGUAGUCAAGUUGUUCGUUAAAAUGCCUGAGAGAGUCCUUUAAUACUAAUAUAGUAAUAUGAGUCUCGCACGUAUAUUACAAGAUGAAGGAUCACUACGUUUUGCUAUUGAUCUUUUGGUCAGAAACAAGCUCAUGAAGGAAACAGAUCUAAAUCUAAUUAGUUUUCAAGAGUAGAUAAAAGUUGGUACAGUUUCACUUCAAAGGAAACCACUCAUAUAUUCUUCAAACCUU
Molecule: messenger RNA, 1598 nt
Organism: Arabidopsis lyrata subsp. lyrata
Lineage: Eukaryota; Viridiplantae; Streptophyta; Magnoliopsida; Brassicales; Brassicaceae
Product: mitogen-activated protein kinase kinase kinase 3
Exons: 1
Coding region: 44-1078 (344 amino acids)
Biological process (GO): protein phosphorylation
Molecular function (GO): protein kinase activity; ATP binding
Source: RefSeq, a predicted model, not a curated record